Lactuca saligna is the source of this 471-nucleotide messenger RNA. The record is from the annotation of a GenBank genome assembly. Lineage: Eukaryota; Viridiplantae; Streptophyta; Magnoliopsida; Asterales; Asteraceae.
AUGGCCACUGAUAUCAACUCUUCCGCCUCCGUCGUCAAUUCUCUUCCACUCUCAACACCUUCACUUACCCUUGUUCAAGUCCCUUCUUCAGUGAAAUUACUACCCAUCAACUACAUAAGUUGGAAGACUCAAAUCGAAGCACUCCUCUAUGGCUUAGAUCUCUUCAAGUUCAUCGACAGGACUCAUUUACCUCCAAAACCCACUAUUGUCGAUGGUGAAUCUACUCCUCACACCGACUAUCCUGCCUGGUUUCGCCAAGAUCGCUUACUUUUUGGUGCAAUUGUAGGCACCCUUUCUCCCACAACUGUUCCCCUGAUAACUAGUGCUUCAACCUCAUUCGAAGCCUCCAAGAUUCUCUCAAACACCUAUGCUAAACCGUCUAAAGGCCACAUCAAACAAGUUCAACACCGACUCAAACAGACCACAAAAACUUCGGAUCAAUCUGUCUUAAUUCAUCUACAAUUGUUUUGA